AUGUUCUUACAUGCUGAGUUUCAAAUCAAGGAUCUGGGUGACUUAUCCUUUUUUCUUGGCAUGGAAGUCCUUAGGGAGCCUCAAAGUCUAAUUCUUAGUCAGCUCAACUUCACCCUUGAGUUGCUCUCUGAAUUUGACUGUCUUGCUGAGCGACCUGCUUCUUCUCCUUUGGAUCCAACUUGCAAGCUGUUUGCUGGUGUGGGGGACCCUAUCCCUGAUCCUUCCUUUUACCAUUGUCUCCUUGGCAAACUCAAUUUUCUGACCCAUACUCGUCCGGACCUUUCUUUCGUUGUGCAACAUCUCUCUCAAUUCAUGCAAGACCCUAGAUUCCCUCAUUUGGAUGCUGCCAAACACUGUCUCCGUUAUCUUCUCAAAGAUCCUGGCUUGGGACUUUUUAUGACUUCCUCUCCUUCUUUUGACCUUCUUGCCUUCUGCGACUCUGACUGGGUUCCUGUACUGAUACUCGCCGCUCCAUCAGUGGCAGAGUACAGAUCUAUGCGUCGUGUUGUGGCUGAGUUAACCUGGCUCGUUCGCCUUCUUUCCGAUUUGUCUCUUCCGCCUUCCUUACCUGUUCCGCUUCACUCUGACAGUCAGGCGGCCAUUUACAUCGCUAAAAAUCCUGUCUUUUACGAAUGUACUAAACAUAUGGAGCUUGACUGCCAUUUUUUCUGGUAG
Molecule: messenger RNA, 675 nt
Organism: Nicotiana tabacum (common tobacco)
Lineage: Eukaryota; Viridiplantae; Streptophyta; Magnoliopsida; Solanales; Solanaceae
Source: RefSeq, a predicted model, not a curated record